Molecule: messenger RNA, 1476 nt
Organism: Moneuplotes crassus
Lineage: Eukaryota; Ciliophora; Spirotrichea; Euplotida; Euplotidae
Source: the annotation of a GenBank genome assembly
AUGAGAUUCAACAGCAAUGAGAACAACUUUGAAGAGGAGAUAAAGCACGAAGAGGGUCUCAGCAACGAAGAGGACAAGUAUCAAGAUGUUGAUGAGAACCAAAAAGUAUUCACUCUCACUCAGACCACAAGAUCAGCAAGGAAAUCCCAACCUUAUUCCUUUUAUAAAUAAGAUUGAGUCUCAAUUCACCAUUAAGGAGAUAGACAAAGAUGGCAAUGAGGUAUUAAGAAAUCAAGGAAAGAUGAUCUUCCUUGAUAGGAACAAUCUUAAGAGAAGAGUUAAUCAAUUUGUUGGGUUUAGUGAUCUAGAAUGGUAUACUGCAGCCAAACCCUCCACAAUACAUUCGGUCGUGUGUGAAUCAGUCUGCAAUGAUGAUUAUCAAGAUGGAUAUCUGAGAUGUAUUAAUCAUGAUGAGUACAUGAACACUCAGUCAAAGGAAUCUUGCUUUUCAAUGAAUAUCCAUCUUGAAUAUGGUUGCAACUGUGCAGCUAUCAUGCCUGUCAAUAAGACCUCAACAGAAUUAUUAGUUGACGAAGUAGCCUCACAAAUUGAGCAAGAGGGGAGGGUUUUAGUGAUAGCUGGACUUGACAAUGGCUCCAUCGUUCUCUCUCAUUGUUGAAUGCCUAUAGAUGAAGGUAGAGGAAUCUCUGAAAAUGGAAGUGAGCUGAGAAGAGGCACUAGAAGAUCAAAGAAGCAAGGUCAUCCAGAAGAAAUUUUCACCAGCAACAAAGAAUCCGAAAUUAUAUUCCUUCAUUCAGAUGCAGUAACUUGUGUUGCACAAAGACCAGGAUAUCCUUUCCAAUUUAUGACAACCUCUCUUGAUGGAGAGGCCUGAUUAUGUCUUUCGACGGGAACAUUUAAAAAUGGAGAUUUAGCAAUCUGAAGAUUCAGUAGGAAGAUUUUUCAAGGAGGGAUUGGAGCAGCUGCUUGGAUAGACACUGAUAGAUUACUUCUUAAAAAUGCCGAGUAUGGUGAACUUAAAUUGCUAGAUGUGACAGAUGGCGAAGCAAACUCUCCUAUACUAAUCUACAGGACUUCAAACCUGUGUAAAAUUAACAACUUCCAUAUCAAUUUUCCUUUCCUGGGAGUUGCUCAAGAUGAUGGUAAAUUAAUGAUAUUUGACUUAACAAGAAUUGAUGGUUAUAAAAACCAGAUAAUGGACCCUAUUUUCCAGAUGGAACGACCUGGUGAAGCAUGUAUGGAUGUAGUUAUCCUCAAAGACACAUUCCGUAUAUACUCAAUUUAUGAAGAAAGCGGGAUAUUUGGCUACAAUUUCCCUGAAGAGCAAUUUUCUAUAGAGAAAACAGAGUGGCACUGAGAAUUCGAUACUGAAAAAUAUGGGUUGCCAGUAUCCAUGAACGUAAUCCAGAAGGAAAAGUUUAAUGAGCAUGAUGAGCAGUAUUGCCAAGACUUCAUCAUGGUCAGUACAGACCAUGGCCUCAUAGUUUAUUCAUACGUAAAAGUAGAACCAUAAUG